Messenger RNA from Aspergillus homomorphus CBS 101889, 1701 nucleotides. Its product is annotated as dolichyl-diphosphooligosaccharide--protein glycotransferase subunit OST1. Bases 116 to 1633 code for a protein of 505 amino acids. The transcript is spliced from 3 exons. Lineage: Eukaryota; Fungi; Ascomycota; Eurotiomycetes; Eurotiales; Aspergillaceae. The record is from RefSeq and is a predicted model, not a curated record. Gene Ontology annotation, cellular component: oligosaccharyltransferase complex; membrane.
CUCGCCAAUUCCUCUUGGUUGACUUGCCUCCCACCUUUCCUUUCUGAAUCUUUUCUCCUGGUGAGAGACAUUGUGUCCUAGGCGCGGUCUGCUGCAAGACCGCCCAUCCGUCACAAUGAGGCCGACUUCCGCACUCACCGCGCUCUGCGGGCUGUUGCUCUCUACAAACAGCUUCGUAUGCGCCGGUUCCACAUCGUCAAGCUCGACAGUCACUCUUCCUAGCGACUUCAAGCCCGCUCAAGUUUUCAAAAAUACAAAUCUAGUCCGAAACACCAAUCUGGAGAAGAGCUACCUCCGCGAGACUAUCAAUGUCGUGGUAGAGAAUGUGGAUAAACAAGCGCAGAGUGACUAUUAUCUGGCCUUGCCAUCCGACCUCUACAAUAAGGUUGGCGUCCUCGAAGUUCGCGAUAAAUCGGCUCCAGAGCAGGGUAGGCUCGAUGUGCAAGCCACUGAAGUUGACACAAGCAGGGAUUACCAAUAUUUCAUUGUCCGCUUCUCCAAACCUCUGGCGCCCAAAGCUCAUAUUACUCUGGGGAUCUCUUACUCUGUCCUCAACUCUUUCAGCCCGCGUCCGGCUGCUAUCAAACAAAUGGACCGGCAGUACCUCACUUAUUCGUUCUCUGCAUACGCCCCUUCAGCAUACACGACGGUGACGCAGAAGACCAAGCUCAAACUUCCCAGCACUAACGUUCCGGACUAUACGACCACGGACUUGAAGUCGAGUGCGGACCCGGAGCGUCUGGGUACCACCUACACAUACGGACCCUACGACACAGCUAAGAUUGCUCCCGGAACCAGCUACCCGAUCAUCGUCCGCUAUGAAUUCACCAAGCCGGUCAUCACAGCGUCGUUGCUGGAGCGCGACCUAGAGGUGUCUCAUUGGGGUGGCAACCUGGCCACCGAGGAGCGCUACUGGCUACGCAACAAUGGCUCUGAACUGUUGGACCACUUCUCCCGUGUGGAGUGGACCCUUAGUAGCUACCAGCAGCUCCCUUCUUCGUCUAUCCGCGAGCUGAAGUAUCCUCUGAAGCCUGGCUCCGUGGAUCCUUAUUUCAUCGAUGAUAUCGGCAAUGUUUCCACAAGCCGUUACCGUCCCGGGAAGGUUCCGAGCCGCGAUGCAUCUUUGGAGCUUCGCCCCCGGUUCCCCAUUUUUGGUGGCUGGAACUAUAGCUUCCGCAUCGGCUGGAACAACGACCUUUCCGCCUUCCUCCGUCGAGCCGUCGGGAGCGCCGACUCAUACGUGCUCAAGGUUCCCUUCAUUGAGGGGCCGAAGGUCUCCGAGGGUGUCCAGUAUGAGAAGGUCGUUGUGCGAGUGAUCCUCCCGGAGGGCUCCCGCAACGUUCGCUGGGAGACACUUGAGAAGGCUUCAAGCAACGGACUCCCUAGUGCCAGCCAGAUCCAGGCCCAGCUGUCCGACCACAAGACUUUCAUGGACACUUUGGGACGGACAGCCUUGACCCUGACCGUGGACGGACUGACAGAUGAAGCUUGUGACUCCCAGAUUGUGGUGACAUACGAAUAUUCUCUGUGGGACGGAUUACGCAAGCCAGUUGCCAUUACUGCUGGCCUCUUUACGGUGUUUGUGGCCGCGUGGGCUGUGGGGAACCUCGACGUGAGUAUCAAGAAGCGGUAGCCGUGUGGGAUGUAUCAUUUGAUCUAGCUAUUUAUACCAGACCUGAAUUGAAAAUAACUGUCGACGGU